GUGAAUAAUGAUAAACAUAAAAUAACCCUGGAAUGUGAAGGUCGAAAUAUACUUUUACUACAGACAUCAAUGCCAUUCACUUCACCGGUCCUCGACCAACUAUAGGCCCCGCAAAUCACUGUGUGUACGUAGCUCUUGGGUAUUGAUGAAAACGCCCCGGGUGCGGUAUAAAUUUCUUCUCACUUCCGUCUCAGAUCCAACUACUGCAAUAUUUCGCUUUGUAAAGUGUGCUUUUGAGAAGUAGCGGUGAAACGGUGCGCUAUGACUAACCGCAUGGUCCCGGAUCGGCCGCCGAUGUUCCGACUCCGGAUUGCAGUCAUCCGCGACCAGAGGUUGCUCUUAGGAGGGACAAUAUCGGGCAUUUCCGAAAGAUACCAUCUUCGGCAAAGGAUAAGAGCCACUUUAAGGGCCACAAAGUGGUACUUAAUUCCAACCACCACUAAACAAACCCAUUAUCUUAUUUUACUCCCCCCGGAGCUCUGUGAUUUACCCAUUCCACUUAGUUAAUGGUAGCAUUGCCGAUGCCGAGGGUUGUCUCUAGCUGCUAUCCAGGUAUUGGUUGAUGCUGGGUAUUUACGUGUGGGUGGAUAGUCACUUCUUUUUUUUUCUCUUCC
Molecule: messenger RNA, 614 nt
Organism: Nezara viridula (southern green stink bug)
Lineage: Eukaryota; Metazoa; Arthropoda; Insecta; Hemiptera; Pentatomidae
Source: the annotation of a GenBank genome assembly